Molecule: messenger RNA, 5624 nt
Organism: Ogataea polymorpha
Lineage: Eukaryota; Fungi; Ascomycota; Pichiomycetes; Pichiales; Pichiaceae
Exons: 1
Coding region: 1-1878 (625 amino acids)
Biological process (GO): phosphorelay signal transduction system
Source: RefSeq, a predicted model, not a curated record
AUGAGUGCCCCUGCUUAUAUGAAAAGAGGCAACGUUCCUUUGCAGGAUUCGGGCGCCGCAAUGGGGAACUUGAAUCCGAUGUCAGCGGCUGGCCAGCCAGCAAACCCCUAUUUCACAUUCACGGCCGCGUCUCCCAACGCUCACCAGAAUCCCCAGCUGCCCAUGCCGGCGAGAAAAAGAAUCUGGGUCAAACGUCCCGGGGGCAACGCCACAACGCUGUUUGUUGGUCCUGGAGACCUUGUGGACGACGUCAAGUCUCAAAUAAUGCUCAAGUUCCCUACUACACUGGCACAGCAGUUCGACCCGUCAGAGCUCAUCUUGAAACUGGAGGUCCCGUCCGUUUCGUCUCCGUCCGCCGCCGCGUUCAGUGUUCCGUCUAGCCACACUCAGCGCGACCCCACGUACCAGAGCUCGCCGCUAACGGCCCAGAACGCCACGUUUGCGCCAAAAACUAUCAUGAGCCGUUCCAGCAGCACCAACUUACAAGGCAACAAAAUGUCCAAAAUGAGGCCUCACGCGGCUGCCGGGGAGAAUCCCUCGCACCACGCGCACCCGGUGUCGCCGAUUCCUGUGUCCGCGUCCAAAUCGUCGCUGUUGAACCACAGCGACGUCUCAGCAACAGACAGGGUGCCCGAAACGGCUCACAGACCGUCGCCCCUGGGCCAUACCAAAGCCCACACCAAACCGCGUACUACCACCAUAGUUCUGGAGCCCGAUGCUUUCAUCUGGAAAAUACUGGAACAAUACUUCCCGUCCGGAAUGAAGCUUGAGGACUCGUUCAUUAUCGACACGCCGUAUCCGGUAGCCGAAAAAAGAUCUAGUGUCAAGACCACCGCAUUCCCUCAAGUGGCUGAAACGAGUUUUUUCAACCAGACCAGCGCAGGCGCCUCGUUUAGCUCGGAAGUGAAAGACGCUGCGAACGCUCCGCCUUUCUAUAGCGGCUCGCUCACAGGCAGGUCCAACCCGACAAAGACACCCCAGGAUGCCGUCUUUACAGACAACAACUACUCGGGAAAGGUAGCUGUGCUGGGCGAACAAGGGCUGCCUCCUCCAAGAGAGUUCACGAGGCUAGGACGCAGCUCUGUCCAAGACCAAAAUCAGUCUUCAUCCACAGUGAUACUUUUUCCAAAGGGCACAAGAACGGGCAGUAAGUCGCCUGCCUCGCAAUAUUCUAAUCACGUCUCAACUCCUGGAAGAACGCCGACAUUCGAGGAGACCCACGCCGCUGACGAGACUAAUAAGGCUUCUGGGACUCCAGAAAGCGCUUCGUCGUCUUCGAAGCACUCUAUUUUGUUGAAACACGGGCCAAAAAAGGAGGAAGUGGCCUCAGCCCUGCGUCUGAAGCAGCAGCCAAAGCCAGGAAUUAAUAAGAUCCUGACCAACAUUAACGUGCUGGUUGUGGAGGACAAUCUGGUGAACCAGAAAAUUCUGGCCAGACACCUAAAAUCCUGUAAUGUUCAGUUCAAGAUCGCCAGCAACGGAGAAGAAGGCUUGCAGUUGUGGAAGGAAGGAGGCUUCCAUCUUUGUUUCAUGGAUAUCCAGCUGCCUGUGAUAUCGGGGAUACAGGUGACGGAGGAAAUUAGACGGCUGGAACGGCUCAACAGGAUUGGGAACUUUGCCAACUUGUCUCUUCCGACGGAGCAGGAAGAGCUGAAGCCUGCCGAUCAGCUCGACCAUGAGCUGUUCCGUUCGCCGAUCAUCAUUGUUGCGUUGACUGCGUCGACCUCGGCCGCUGACAAGCAACAAGCUCUGGCAGCUGGCUGCAACGAUUAUUUGACAAAGCCCGUGCAGCUGAAGUGGCUCCGGAACAAACUCACGGAAUGGGGGUGCAUGCAGGCGCUGAUCAAUUACGACCAUUUCAGAAACGGCAAGGAUUAAACGUUCAUUCUGUCUUCUUUAUUCGUUCUUUUGGCUGUACAGAAUCUACAAAGGCUCUCUGGCGGUGUCAAGGUUGUUUGUCUCGCGUGCAAAUGCGCCCGGAAGCGCACGUCUCGGGCUCGUUGGUUUUCUGGGGACCCGCGAUUGCAAAAAGGCCUCAUACUCAGAGUAUGCUGGCGAGGUUGCGCCCAAAAAUGACGUGGAACCGCAGCAGUCGCUGUGUUCUUCCUGUAUCUGUUCUCUCAAAUAAGCCAUGAGCUCCAAAACCUCGGGGUUCUUAUAAUUCUCCAGCUCGGACUCCGGAAGCAAAUAUAUGAGGUUGUGAGGUGUUGGUGGUGUGGAAAAGAAUAUCAGGACCUCUCCAAGUAGGUCGGUCUUGUAUCCCGACUUGAUCAGCGUGCAAAUGUAUUUGAACACUUUGUACUGCGGAGGAACGUGGGGAGUCAUCUUCCAGGCGGCAAACUUCCUGUCGACCUUCAGAUGUCUGGACGCGGGAUAUUUCCAGCAGCACACGCUGUACUUGACCACGAUCUCGAUGAAGGCGCCAACCAGAAUUGUCGGUAUCUCGUUAUCAUUGAUGAUGAAGUCCGAUUCCACCAGCUGCUCGAUCAGCAUGCCGUACGACAUGAGGAAUAUGCGCGGGUUAUUGAAUUUUUGGAGCCCGAACGAGUUGGCCAAAAACUUGAUGAUCUCGAGCACUUUGGAGGCUGUGUCCAAAGAGCAGUUGAACAGGUUCAGCCGAAUCAUUGUCAGCUCUUUUUCAAUCUCCACAACCGAGCUCUCCGAGUAGAGCGGUUUCUUAGGAAACAAAAUGUCUGUAGCUAGCAAUUUAUUGUCGUCUCCGUCAACAAACUCCUGGAUCAGGUCCAAAGGUUCUAGCUCGUAGAGCUGAACCAUGGUGUACACUCUCUUGGGCUCAUGUUCGAGGUGGCCGUCUGCUUCUGGGGAGUACUGUUCGUAGAUGCUCAUAAAGCGGGUGUUGUCUGCGGACUGCUCCACCAGGGAUCUGUCAUCGUUCACAAGACAGGACGUCUCGGGCGCAGCCUCGCUGGUGGCCGUAUUUUUCACGGCAUCGGGCGAAACGCUGCCGUGGACGACGUCGAUGGGAGAGAGUUUCGAGUCGAUCAUCGACGACCAGGUCGGCAUGUAUCCGCCGUCGAUCGGCGCAGAGAACUGCGUAGAGGCAGACGGUUUGCCUGGUACACCCUUGGGCGUGCCGCGCUUGGAGAUCUUGUGUAGAGAGUCUUUCCAGGAGUUGAGUGUCCGCGUGACCGCUGGCGUGUGUUGCUCGGCGUCGGGAAAAGCAAGACUGGCUUUGGCCAGGUUGCGUGCUGGGCCCGGCGAAAAAGCAGAUGCUCUGUUGGACGCCUCCCGCAGCGUGGCGCCGCUGUAUGCGCUCCGCGGCUUGGACUCCUCGUCAAGCUCUUCGUCGUCGUCGCAGGAUGUGACGUCUUUUUCGUAAAGAUUGACCCGCCUGAGAAGAAGACUGUACUCUCGGUAACCAAAAUAGACAGCUCCGCAGAAGACGGCCAGCAGAGUUACGAAACAGGCAAUCAGAAAGACCAGUAUCACAAAGUCCUUCUUCUCAAACGUGUAUUUCAGCGGCUGGGCCAAUUUGCUGAAAAAGGAGCUCUUCUUCAGCGACUCUGUGGCGUUUUCGGCGGCCACGGCCUCCUCGAGAUAGCUGGGUUCUUUGUACUGCUUGAACUCGGUCGCCGCGUCGAAGUUGCCGCCUAGAAGAUCCUCAAAGUCAUCUCUUCUGAUUAUCCGCAUGGUGGUUGCAAAAGAGCAAAAGAUUGAGAGAGCGGCUGCGAUGAGCGUCUAAAAUAAGCUGCUCCCAAAAACCCGCACAGCCCAGAUUAGGGGACUAUUUUUUUUUUGGUAGCUCACUUGUUGGCUACAGGCAGGUCCUGGUAGCCGGUGUCUAUGAAGGCGCGAUUUAGGUACGUUUUCCACAAUUUUUUUGCGCCAGCGAUUUCCACGUCGUCGUCGGCGGCAACAGCGGCGGAUUUCGCCAGUUUCCGCGCCAUCUUCAGCCAGUCAGAGACCAGCAAGCUCUCCAUUUGGUACUCGUCGUCGUCUGUCGAGUACUCCACCUGGUACUCAAAUUUCCAGUUGGGAUGUUUGGCCGCGUAUUCCAGAUCAACGUAGUACUGGGUGUAUCUUUCUGGAGAAAAAAGCUGGGGUGUGUAUGCGGGGCCCAGAGGCAGAUCUGCCGGCAUGAUUGGCGGGAUUGUAUUGUCUUUCGACGCUUCGAUGUCCAGAGUAUCCUGACUAUCUGCUGCGGCAAGUUCCGCGUCGAGCCGAGCGAAAAAUUGCUCCCAAGGCUCAUAUAGUGGUUCCUCGCUGCUGUAUAGCUCCGACACGUUGUACUCCCAAACACGGAAGCCAGGGUUGAAUGUGGGCACCACCGACGCGCUCACGUGCGCAAAGGAGUACCGCUCGCCGUUCUUGCCGGCCUUUUUCGGGCCCUUGAGCUUGGCGUACAGUCCGUCUCUGACGUUUUCCAGAUACGACACUUUUCCCGAUGGAGCGUUGUCGUAGCGCCGCGAGCCGCGGUCAAUCUCAAAGUCGUCGUCAAGCAUCCCAAACUCCUCGUAUGUUUCCAAAUCGUCCUUUUCGUCGUCGUCGCCGUAGGUUUCGUAGUCCAGCUUGCCCAAUCUUUUCUCAAUCGUUCUCCAGGACUUUACAGAGUCCAGCGGCACAAAAUGGUCGAUGUUCAUGUGGCCGUACAGCGAUCCAAUAAUGAUGUCUCGGUAUUCGUGCUGCCAGACGCUCAUUUUUGCGUGGCAGCUGUAAUGAAGGUUUUUGGGCACCGGCGGAACGUGGCCGGUCAGCCAGACCUUCAUGUUGCGUUUGCGCAGCUCCUUGAGCACAAAACCAAGCCACUGAAACAGCUUGUAUCCGGGCUCCUUGCGGUUGUAGCAGUUGUCGCACAGCGGGUUCGAUUUAAACAGGUACAGCGUGUUUAUGGACACCACAGCCAGCUUGUUGGGGAUGACCUCUCUGAAGAAAUAGGCUCCCCUGUCGAAAGUGUGCAGCUGUUCUGUGGGGACGAAAUCACGCCAGAUCUUGUACAGCUCUCUAGUCUGCAACGUGGGUCCCGGAGCAAACAGGUUAUGAGGAUAAACGUCGUUAUUACCCAGACUCGGCACGAUCUUGACGCGGCGAUCCAGCGGCAUGAUGUCCUCCUCGCCGUCGUCCAUAAACACGCUGCUCAUUUUCUCGGCCACUUUCUCGUUCAUGGAGAAUAUCUCGCUCUCGUAACGUGGGUUUUUGCGGUCAUUGUCGUGCCGAACGUUGUCCCCGGUCCAAACAACAAAGUCAAUUUUGUCCUUCAAAUUGUCCCGGAUCCAUUGGAGAGUCGCCUCGUAGAGCUCCAACGGCGAGUCACAGCCGCUCAUCGCGUCGCCGUACCGGUGCAUCACCUCGUCGGGCAGAGCCUGCUUGUCUUUGCGAUGGCAUUUAUUCUCGAACGACGCACCAAUUUUCGACAAUUCGUCCGGAUGGAAGUCAGUCACAUGGAGAAACCGGCCGUGCAGGACGGUCUUGUCCACCACGGCGUCGCCAGCCAGUGUGGUGACUGCGAUUGAGUGGUGGGGUGUCAGCCCAAGCCUAUAGUACUCUUCUGCGUCGUUGUCGACUAUCCCCGAGGAAAUGUAGGAAUAACCAGAUGUGGCAGUUAUGUGCACACGCCGGCUGCGCUCCAAAACCUCUAACAUCCCGCCCAGGCCCAACAGGACCGC